This is a messenger RNA of Python bivittatus (Burmese python), 5001 nucleotides long. The record is from RefSeq and is a predicted model, not a curated record. NCBI's taxonomy places the organism in Eukaryota, Metazoa, Chordata, Lepidosauria, Squamata, Pythonidae.
UUUAUAGAUGUUGAUGAGAAAUCAGAAGAUAAAUGAAGAUUCAACAACUCACAUGUCCACUGACAUCCAUAAUUUAAUUCCUUGUGGUGAUGUGGCUGGCCUGCUGGCAGUUAAUGUGAAACAGUGCAAAGAUUUCACCUCCAAAUUCAAUGUUAAACAUGACACCUACUUGCUGAUUCGCAUUAGUAUUGAUAAAAUCAUGAAAUGCACAAACCCCCAAAUGUACAGAGCACACUUCAGGAACAAAAAGAUGAAUGCAAUUUAUUUCGGAGAUGUGAGAUAUUUUUCUGUAAAGGUUCCAAAGCAGAAAAGUGAUCCUAGAAAUAAGAUUGUUUUAGAGUUGGUGGGCUUUGAAGGUCCAAAAGACUUUCCAAGGCUGUUUGGGAAUGUAACUAUGCACCUUUAUGAAAUUAUUCAGAAGCAGUCCUUCAUUGAAACAUGUCCUAUGAGGAUUAGAAACAUGAUUUUCUGCACAGUAGAGGUGCAAUUUAUGUUCUGCUAUGGAUGUCUUGGAUAUGGAUAUUCACAUCAGCUGAAAUUGCCAGGAUCAGAUCCUGCCCAGGCUGUGGCAUAUUCCAUGUUUCUACGGGUUCCACCACCAGAAGAUAGAAAAGAUCAUGCAAGCAAUGUCAUCAAACCGCGGCACAUGGAUUACCCUGCUUUCUUAUCACCGGAUCUAAAGGUCACAGGCGGGAGCCCUGAGUUGGAGACUCCUAGAGAAAGUUCAGAGCACUACAAAACCCUUCAGAGAGCUUUGAAAGAGCCACCCCGAGCAAGACUGGAGAAAAUGAAAAAAGAAUAUCGGACCUUAAGAACAUGGCGUGAAAAGGCUGAGUAUUUGGACCAGCUGAUUCUAAAAAGAGGACCAAAAUCAAAACCUCAACCAAAGAUGUCUCGCUUCAGAGAACUUGUUGAGAAGAUUCAUAUCCCUGUUUCUCAAGAAUCUACAUUUUAUGCUUCUUCAGAAGCAGCAGUGAAGGAAGAAAAACAAAUAUCUGAUAUUCAGAAAUUUUCAGGUAUUCCACCUGACUUAUCUAAUAUGUAUUUACAAAUUCCUGCACCGGUACCAUCCCGCGUUGAAAGUGACUCAGAAGAACCAGCGAAAGGUGAAAUCCUUGCCUCUGUUGAACAAAUUGAACUCCCAGCACUGACUGUCAUAUCUAGCGGGCCCCAGUCACCAGAAUCUUCAUCUGACAAAGAGAAAUUGGAACAGAAGAUUACAAGAGAAAAAAUUUCUCACGUGUCUGAAACUUCUCUAUCUAGUUCUGGAGAAAUCACAGCAGAGUUUUCAGAGACCGGCGACUCUGAACCCUCUCCUUUUCCUGGUCCUAGAAGCAAAAUAGUACGUGAAGAAAAAUCUGUAAUAGAAGCACCUGCCUUAGACUAUCUACCGGAACCAAAAGAGAAGUUGCCUUCUAAGACUUCAAAGGAAUCAUUUUCUGUUUCUGAAAUUCCUGUGAGAAUCUCAGAUUCAGUUGUUGAACCAGAACAGCAAUGGCCAUGGAAAGAGGUUACGUUCCAAGAUGCAUUUUUUAGUGAAAACAAGUUUGAACCCUUCUUGAGACGUGUUUGUAAGGUGCAGCCACCUACACUUAAUAAAAGCCCAAUAGACUAUUCCAUUCUUUUAGAAAAAACAUACACACCUGUUGAUGCCAAAGAACAAGAAGACCAGGAUCCACCUCCAGAUCUGCCUUUGACAAAAUUAGACAGUGGCUUAGACCCUAAAUUAAUAAAAAGCGGUGAGCAACUUUCAAUAUUAAGACUCAUUGAAAAAAAAAUGGAUUUAGAAGAGGAAGACAAAAAAAUUGCACUGCAAGAUGAAAAAGAAACAAAGCCAUCAACUAUAACUUCUGAAUUGUAUCCAAAGCCACAAGGAGAUAAACUAUCAGAAGCAGAGAUAAAACAGGUUAAUGUUUACUUCAGAAACUCCCUCGAAUCUUUUCUUGUUGAUAAAGUUGUAAAAGUGGUAGCACUUAAAUCACUUUUGAGCAAAAACAUUGAAAACCUAGUUGCAGAGAGACUUUCAGGAACAGAGUUACCCCAAGAAUUAGAAGACAGCAGCUCAUUAAAUGACAGAGAGAAAUGUUCACUGAAAGAAAUAACAACUAGUACCACAAAUAUGUUUCCAGAACCAGACAUUAGUGAACUGAAAGAUAUUGUGAGUCAACAUCUGCAGUCCCAACUUAUAGGGAAAUUGUCUGAAAAAGGGAUAAUCCCAGACAUGGCGCUAGCAGAGAACACCCAGCAGGUUUCUCUCCAGAGUUCUAGUGAUUUGCUUAAAAAAAUAAGUUUAUCAAAAGAGCUAACUCCACAAACUGAAAUAAUAACAAUAAAAGCAUUAAGUGAAAGUGAAAUAAAAGAACUUUCCAAAUCUGAAUCUAUGUAUGGUAAAGAAAGGAGUCACAAAAUCAAGCCAGUAUUUACAGAGGCAGAUUUAUCUGAAGACAGAAAAGAUGAUCACAAAGAGGCUACUUUACUUCCUCUUAAAAGCCAAACUAGUUCAGUCGAAGAACCGAAAGUGGAUUUAAGAAAUACACCCUCAAAAAAGUCAUUAGAAAUCAUUAAAGUAAAGUUACCAUUCAGCACUGAAACAGAAAAUAUUAAAAAAUACAGUUCCUUCCAUGAUACCCUCCUUCAAAAGAUUUUAAAAGCAGAAAUCAAAAGUUUAAAAUCAUUUUUAAGUAAAGGGAUUCAGGACCAUCUCAAGGAUAAACUUUCAGAAACUGGAUUAAGUGAAGAAGACUUGGAAAAAGUAUGCCAGAAGUUGUCCUUGAAUGUGAAGGAGAAAUCUAAUGAGGGCUUUAAUGACAGUGUGUUAAGCAAAAGUAUUCAAGACCUUUUAGAGGCACUUUCAGAGAGUGAAAUUGCCAAUUUAAAGUCUGCAUUGAACAGGAAGAUCCAAGACCAUCUCUCAGAGAGAAUUUCAGAAAUUGGACUGAUCACACAGGAAGAGUUAAGAAAAAUACUGGAAACUGUGUUUCCAGUUGUAGCCAAAGAAACAGCACUCAGGGCAGCUAAAGGACCAGAUUCAGUGAAAGAAGGGCAAAGUGUACAGCAAACAUCCCACGUAACUCAGAGUCUGCAAGACCGGUUCUCUGAAGAAGAACUGCAAAAUCUAAAGUCUCUCUGUGGCAGACUUUUGAAAGAAGGCCAGGGAGGCAAACUUUCAGAAUUAGAAGUACAAAGUUUAGCCUCUGUUUUGCAAAAAAGCCGCGAGGAGCUUCCUCCACCAAGUAUUUCUGAAACUGGGAUAAGCAAAGAAGUGGAAAUAAAGGAUGUGGAUCAUGAAGUAUCUCUAUCAAGUAUUGAAAGCAUUUCAAAAGUUAGUGACGUAGAUUUAUCUGACAAAGCAAAACAUCCUUCAUAUGAAAAUCUUCCUAAUACUACAACUGCAGGUGAAAAAUAUAAAAAGGAAAGUCUAGAUCUCCCUAUAAGCAGUAUUUUCGAAGUACAAACAAAGAACCAAGAAACCCAGACUUCUCUUUCCAGAAAAGUAAAACAGACUUCUAAAAAAGAACGUUACAGAUUGCCAGGUUACCCUGAUAAUUUAGAGGUGUCAAAUUUGAAGAGAAGGUCCUUUGAAGAAGUACCACAAAGUAAGCCUCAGAAGGAACCAUCGAAGAAAACAUCUGAACCAUUUGCCUUUUCCUCUUUUCUGAGUGCACAUGACAUUGGAGCCCAAACUGAAAUUAAAAAUUAUCUUUCCAAGUCUCCAAAUUAUCCUCCCAAGCCUCCCUUUCCAGUGAACCCUCAGACUUUUUUCUUUUUACACCCAGAUUCUGAGGAAGAAGCAAAGCCAGCCUGCAAGCACCAUCAAAAGGCCAAAAUCAAGAAGUCUGAGAGAAAGAAGGAUGCUGCGCUGCACCACUCACAGCAAGGAGGGUCGAAUCCUUCAGCCAAGAAGGAAAAGGCAAAUAGCAAAACGCUACCUAAGGACGUUUUAAAAGAAAAAGGCAAAAAACAUGGUGAGCUGACUUCUAAAAAAUCAAGCACAACAGAAAACAGGAAGGAUUCAAAAACAAUAUUACCUAUGAGUGGUGUAAAAAAGGAAAGCAUGAAACAGAAGCCUGAGAAGAAACAUGAUAAUGAAGUCAAACCAAAAAAAUCAUUUAGCAAGACAGCUACCCUGUCCGAUUCACAACUAUCAAAAAAUGUUCAAGAAAAAUCUUCUACAAUUAAAUUUCCUGCUACUGGGCACACAAAAGCAAAUACAUUGAAUUCUAUAGGCGUAGAAGAUUUAGAUCUGGAAGCUUAUAAGCAUCUUGAAAAAGCAAUAGAAAGAGCACUUCUUGAUUUACAAGGCGUUGAGGAAGGGAGCUGCAGCCAGGGAAAAUCAAUUUCUGCUCCAAAUGUUGCUGGUCUUAUGUCUAAAGAUGCACUUCGAUCGUUUCCUUCUGCACUGGAGACCCCAAGAAAUCAAGCAGGCACGAUAUCUGACAUGCUCAACAACCAGGAUCAAAUCUUCAAAAUGACACCUGAGCAGUUGGAGGUUGUUCUUAAGGUUCUCCACAAAAUAUUGAGGCAGAACUCCAGACCCCCAAAUAAUGGAUGAAUCUUAGCCUUCUGAUCCUCAAUCAGCUAGGAAUGUACUUUUGUGUUACUAUUUUCCCCUGGCCAUAAUGAAAAAUAAAACACUCUUAGUACAUUUUAGUUUGGAAAGCUUGAAAACUUAUUUAAAUUAUUACUAAGGUAACCUUAUAUUUCAUUUUUUUUUAAAUAAAAAGGUCAUUCCUCUUUUUGCCCCAGCCUGAUAACUUUGAAACAUAUCGGACCACAAUACUCAUAAUAAUCAACAAAGUGGCUGGACUGAAACAUGAUUUCUUCCCAGAGACUGACUGCUCUAUAAUUGCAGUUGAUUUAAAUAGUCCAGAGUUUAAUGAAAGUGUAAAUGUUAUGAAUCAUUUCAUUGAUCCAGGAUGCCAAGAAGUUUUUUUUUUUUUUUUUAAGAUUCCAACAUGGAACUCCUGUAUAAGAUUCCAACAUGGAACUCCAAAUCUAAUU